Messenger RNA from Cyanistes caeruleus (blue tit), 5216 nucleotides. The record is from RefSeq and is a predicted model, not a curated record. Lineage: Eukaryota; Metazoa; Chordata; Aves; Passeriformes; Paridae.
AUGUCUCCUCAGGCCGGGCACCUGCCUGUUCAGAGGCUCAAGCUGGCCAAUUUCCCGGAGCACCCCACAGCUCUGCCUAAGAAAUUAAUUGUAAAAAUAAUAUCUCUCCUUUCAGUUGUGUUGAUUGGAGACUCUGGAGUUGGGAAAAGUAAUCUUCUGUCACGUUUCACACGCAAUGAGUUCAAUCUGGAAAGUAAGAGCACCAUUGGGGUGGAAUUUGCCACCAGGAGCAUCCAGGUGGAUGGGAAGACGAUAAAAGCCCAGAUCUGGGAUACUGCAGGCCAGGAGCGAUACCGCGCCAUUACCUCAGCAUAUUACCGUGGUGCUGUUGGGGCUCUGCUUGUCUAUGACAUUGCCAAACACCUCACCUAUGAAAAUGUGGAGCGCUGGCUGAAGGAGCUGCGAGACCACGCUGACAACAACAUCGUGAUCAUGCUGGUGGGCAACAAGAGCGACUUGCGCCACCUCCGGGCCGUGCCCACUGACGAGGCCAGGGCCUUCGCAGAAAAAAAUAACUUAUCUUUUAUUGAAACGUCUGCUCUGGAUUCAACAAAUGUAGAAGAAGCCUUCAAAAACAUCCUUACAGAAAUCUACCGCAUCGUGUCGCAGAAGCAAAUUGCCGACCGGUCUGCGCACGAUGAGUCUCCUGGCAACAACGUUGUUGACAUCAGCGUCCCACCAACCACCGAUGGACAGAAAUCCAACAAACUCCAGUGCUGUCAGAACCUGUGACCUUCUCUAGAUGACUCUUGUGCCCUCCACUUUGUCUGUGCUUCAUUUAGAAACUUGUGUGCACUUCCUAUCUCCUGUGAUUCAGUGACUCCCUCCUCCUUCCUUUAUUCCAUUCCCAAAUCUCCCCUCUCAUACUAGAGCUUUAACUGUAGGGCUAACAUCCCCCUGCCUCUGAAACCCCUUCCAUGUGGUGACUUCUGGGCUUGAAAUGUAGUCACUGAUCUGAUAGACAUGUUUGUGUUGGAACAUCUGCUGCUGGAUAUUAUCCCAUGAAACACUCUUAUCAAAUAGGCUUGUUUUGGUUUUACUAGGUUUUUUAUUUAGUUUGGUUUUGUUGUUGUUGCUUUCUGGGAGGGGAACAAUGGGACUUGACUCUACCAGUUGAAGAAAUAACUACAUUUAGGCAACAAGGUUUUUUCCUCCCAUAGUCAGAUAUCUUUUUUCUUGUGUUUCUGUAAACAUGGGGGAGAAAUUAAACUAGCUAUCCUGCCAAAUGCUCUGUUUUCUGUUCUGAUGAAGUCUCACAGUGAGGAUUUAGUGGCUGCACACACAUAAGAAAGCUGUUGAAAAUAACCUUACUUAUUCAGUAAUUACCCCUAAUACAGUUAGUCUGGCUAUGUAGUUUACUGUUUCCUGCUUGGGAAAUCUUUCUCUAUUCUUGUUUUAUUUGGGAACAAUAAAAUAUGUCUGCAUUGCUUUCUCUGCCACCAUGAGUGCUUUUGCAGGCUUUAUGAAGUGGCGUAAAACUUAUUCAUGACUUAUGUUAAUCAGUUAACAUUAUUGUACAGUAAGUGCCAGUGUAUUGAUUUCAGAACCCUUUUGCAGCCGGUACAAGUAGGCUUCUUUUGUACUGUAGGUCAGUGUCUGAAAGCAGGAUCUGCUCUAGUUCCUGGUUUGUUUUUUUUUUUUUUUGCAUGCUGCUUUUUCUAGAUCGCUCCUGCCCCUGUCUGAGUGAGUGAGGCAAUAUUUUCAUGUCACAUAUAUACCUGCACUUGUAAGGGUUUUGGUUGUUGUAGAGAAACACAAUACUUUAUAUAUUUUGUAAAACUUCUGCAGAUCCAUAGUAUCUGGAACUUUCUCUUCAUGAUCUUUCACUAUUGACCUCUACUAAAAUGCAUAAUAUUAGGAUUUCACACAAUAACUACUAACCUGUUGCUUUCUUACCGUUUUACUGAACUGCAGACUGCAAUUCUUAAAUGAUUGUAAUUCACUGAUGUAACAGAUUUGUCAUCAGCAGGGCUAACUACUCUAAUUCUUUGUUGUGCUGAAUGGGAAGAAUGUUACCACAACUUUGCGUAGUCAGUCUCUUGCUUGCUUGUGCAAAUCUCUGAUGGCUUUUCAUCACUCACUUGCUCUUGCACACUUGUAUCCCCUCUGGUUUCCACUGAAUGUUCUGAUGGCAAAUACUGGGUGAGACAAGCUAAAGGAAGAGCUGGAGACUAUCUGCUGCUCCCUGAACGCUUGUGGAGCCACUUGCAGUGAGUUUUUGCUCUGUAUUCCGAGCCUGUACCUCACUGGAUGAGUCCCAGCUGCAUAUUAGUGAGUUUGAUUUUUCUUUACUGAUACAAAGCAAAUACGAAAUUGAAUUGUGCUUGAAGAGGAAAGUCUGACAUUCCAGCCUCAACUGUUCUGUCUGGUUAUGUAAUAAAAUUAAGGGCAGUUAACUCUGAUGGUUUUUCUUUUAUAAGAUUUCCAGACCAAUGCCUUUAAUUUUGUACAGUAUGCACUGAGAGGCCUCCAGCUCACAGCAAGGAUGGGUGUGGUGUCUGUCACUUCCACUCUUCAGCUUUGUUUAGGGGUUACAUUCAUGGUUAAAGGGUGCAUGCUUGCAGCCUAAUCCCAUUGAAUGAGGGCAUGAAUUCCUCUUUAGGCAUCACAGGGCUCUGUCCUAGGGGUGUUCCAGUUCAGGAAGCACUUUUAACACAUGGUGUUUACUUCACUAGCAUUCUGUUGAGAGAAGGUGAGAACUGAGAUGUCAUAAUGUGCCAUCAGUGUUCAGACAGCUGACAAUGAGAGAACGGAAAAUUCUGAAAUACUGAAAAUAUUUCAUUUGAGAACAAAUGGACACUAGUGGAGCUGGGCUCCUUCAUUUUUGAACAAACUAUAUAAAGAAAUCAGUUGGAUAACAUGAGGAAUUGUACUUUUAAAAAGAUUUAUUAGUUCAGGGUGGUGUAUUAACAUGCUUAAUCUGCAAGUCCUGUUCUUAACAUGAAGUUUCUAGAAUCAGUCUGGCCUGGUGUAAGAAGCCAAGAAGCAGUUUAGUCACUUGCUUGUCUCUUGAAAGAUUUUCUUUAGUCUUUGACUUUGUGGAAGGCUCUAAACAUUGUAGUGAAAGGUCAGUGUCUAGGGCUUAAGUGCUGUUAAAUUUAUGGGUAUUGAAGAACUCUUGAACAAUUCCAUUGUCCAAAGCCCCCUCAGCACCAGUGGACCUUGGACAACUCUGUUGUGGUUGAGAUGUGUUGUGUGACUGGGAAAUGCCUCUUAGCCUUUGCUGGGGGCACCCAGGAUGGAGGAGUUGUGUGUACGCACGUGUGCACCCAUGUAGCUGCUGAGAGCACUGGGAACAGGGUGGGGUUUUAAUCUGCUGUGGUCCCUCAGUAUGAGACAAGGUUCUUCCCCAGGCUGCUGUGCUGCUUUCCAGGCAGAGCUACAGCCCUUCUGUGGAUCUGAGGUGCUCCUGCCCAGACUAAGCAUAGGGCUGUUUGUUACAAUAGAUAAAGGACAGUGGACCAGUUCUGCCAGGUUAGGCCAUCUUCCUGUGCAGAGACUGGGAAAAUGCUUCUGAUCUGGGGUUCCUGGUGUCCUUAUGAAGCAUUGUGCACUCCUUAGAAGCUGCAUCUACAAACCAGCCCACUACUAUGCUGGAAUUGCUGAGGGGGAAGACUUGGAGGAAUCCUGAGGAAGCUGGAAAUGCUGAAGAGCUGUCUGACAUUCAGAGAAGCUCUCCAGUAGCCCAGACUCCUUAUGCAUGCUUUCCUGAUGUGUAAAUUACAGACCACAUGUAACCUCAACUAGACUACUUCAUCCCACAGCUUUGCUGGCUGUGUGUUGCUCAGUAUUACUGUCAGGAAAAAAAAAAUGGUUACAGCUCUCUUCCAUCUGCCCCAAGGGAUUUGAGGGCUGAAUUUGGCUUUUGUAAAACUCUUGAUAACAGGAAAGCUGCCUGUGAAAAGAAGGAAUGUGUGCUCUGCUUGCUUUACUUGGACGUUGAGGCUGACUUCCCUUUAAACUAUUGAAAACACUGCAAGGCCCUGAGUGCUGCCACCUGUGUCAGUAACGCAAACAUUAGAUGAUGUCUAGAACAGGUCCCUUAAUGCAGAAUUAGGCAAGGAGUCUGUCAUUGCUGCCUCUCCUCUUACUGAUGGGGAGGGUGAAGGCCAAAAUGUGUACAUAAAAGUGACUUGGUCCUGAGCACACAAAUGGCUAAUUGGUAAAAUAAAGUUAGUCUGGAUCUUCACUGGAACCUGCACAGAACAAGGAAGUUUGGUUUGUAGGAAAGUUUUGAAGCACCAUACUUGUAUGAAUGUAAAAAUCCAGUUGAUGGGUGACUGCUUGCUACUGUGUUAAAAAUAUUUCCAUGUGUGCUGUGGAGGCCAUCUAGAUUUGGUAGAAGAAAGGCGGUUUGGUGCCUUCCUGGCCCUGUAGCAGGUUUAGAGGCAGUAGAAAGAUGGAUCCCAGAGAUGCCCCCAUUUGGGUGCUGUUCUGUGACUCCCUGGUGACCAGGGCCUCUUGUGUGAGCACAGAGCUCUUGGCUGGGUGUGGUAAGGGUUGGGCUGAGCUGUUAUUUCAAUCAGUUACUUAAUAAAAGCUGUUGGAAAAAUGUACAGGAGGUAUUUUUCCUCCUGGUGCUUUGAUCCCUGUAUGCUGUAUUGCCCCAGAAGGUGGAAGUGGGACCUGUUUCUGGCUGAGUCUGAGGCUUGGUGAUCAUUUCACUUCCAAGCUGAAGGAAGAACUUGCUUAGAGGUUCUUUUGGACUCUGUAGAAGGAAAGAAGAUUCCAAUGAAGCAGCUCAGUCACUUAGGGAAGAUUUUUUCUCCAUGAAAAACUAGAACAGUGUUAAAGGUAGGGGCCUGCGUUUCAGCUAAGGAAAAUAAGACAAUUGGAGGUGAAGAGUAAUUGUCCUUCAAGUAAAGCACAGUAAGUGGGAGAUGAAGGAUAGAUUAUCUUCACUUGCAGACUCUUAAAUGUUGUUGGUGAUUUAUGGAAUGUUUCCAUGGAAUGAGUAUCUCCAGGGCUGUACUGUUUCAAUAAAUAACAGCAAUUCCUAUUUUACACUGGUCAGAUAAUGCAUGGUAGUGUUGACUAUCAGGCUUUGUAGGCUAUAAGUAGUAGUGGGCUUUUAUGUAAUCCAGAAGAGAGGUUCCUUUCAUUUACUUUUAUUCCUGGUUCCUGUGUUAAGUGCAAUUCACUUUGUAAAUAAACACAUCACUCGAUUUUUGUGCAUGGUUGUGAUGUAUUGUGGAUAUAAAGAUUUCCAAAUCAUA